Dipodomys spectabilis (banner-tailed kangaroo rat) is the source of this 490-nucleotide messenger RNA. It is a transcript of the gene Chtf8, whose product is annotated as chromosome transmission fidelity factor 8. Lineage: Eukaryota; Metazoa; Chordata; Mammalia; Rodentia; Heteromyidae. The record is from RefSeq and is a predicted model, not a curated record. The transcript is spliced from 4 exons. Bases 125 to 490 code for a protein of 121 amino acids. Gene Ontology annotation, biological process: mitotic sister chromatid cohesion. Gene Ontology annotation, cellular component: Ctf18 RFC-like complex.
GCAGUGCUCGCGGCGGCGGCGACGGCGGCGGGAGGUUCGGUUGUCGCCCGUUGGCCGCGCGGCGCCGCGCUCGGCGGCCGCCAUUGCAGUUUAUUCUCAGUUGCUUUUUAAAGAAGGAAAGCUCAUGGUGCAAAUUGUUAUUUCCAGUGCGGGGGCUGGAGGCCUGGCAGAAUGGGUGCUGAUGGAGCUACAGGGGGAGAUCGAGGCUCGCUACAGCACUGGAUUAGCUGGAAACCUCCUGGGAGACCUACAUUACACCACUGAGGGAGUCCCUGUGCUGAUCGUGGGGCACCAUAUCCUGUAUGGGAAAAUCAUCCACCUGGAGAAACCUUUUGCAGUCCUUGUCAAACAAGCUUCUGGGGAGCAAGAUUGUAGUGAACCUCGCCACGCGACUGGCACCCAGUACCUGGUGACAGCGCUCAUCAAAAACAAGAUCCUUUUCAAAACUCGUCCUAAGCCUAUUAUCACCAACGUCCCCAAGAAAGUAUGA